UUUAUAUGGGAGACUUGAAUAGGUUCAUGGCAUUUCCGUUCAUUUCAAGGGCGAAAGGUCAUUUGAGAUACAAAUGAGUUGGUCACAGAAGUACCUAAACUUGUAUCUCAAGGCAUCGCCAUACUUAUUUGUUGUGCAUCGGUGCAAUACAUGUCAUCGCUAUUGCCCAUUCCCAAACGUUGAAGUGAUCUUCCCACCCCCCAAUCCCUUCAAAAAAACGAAGUAAACCAAAUCCGGAAUGAACAAAAAUAGCAGUUGUGUAAUGAGAGGAAUUGUGUGUACACUAACUCAUCUGGCACCUCAGUAAACUGCAGCCCUUCCCAUUCCCUUUAAAGGAGCGCGCCGUCCUCUAAACAUGGACAUGCACUUUCCCAGGAUUCCAAGGAAUGUCCCAGCCUCUCAGCAGCCCUUCGUCACCGGCCGCCCUCUUUGCAAGCAUGUGAGUCCAAACGGGGAUCCACGCCUCGCUCUUUCUGGGACGUAUGGGAAUAUUUUGGCCACAAAGCUACUUGCUAUCCUGAUUUAUUAUUUUGGCAGUUUUCAAACGAGAUCUUGUCGAAGUAUGUCCAGACGGAAAGUGAGAGGCCUAACCCGGAUGGGGCGGCAGGUGAGUGAGGAUCCGGACCUGGAUACCCUGCUGUCCACGCUCUCUCCGGAGGAGAUGGAGGAGCUGGAGAAAGACAUGAUGAAAGUGCCCGACGUCAACCCGGAGGACGGUGAGGUGAGCCUUCGAGGCGAGCCUGUCGCAGGCAAAAACAACCACCAGAACGCCAAAAGCAGCCACAAAGAGGACUCGCUCCAGGCUCAACCCAAGAAGGAAAGCCGGAAACAGGAUUACCCGAGAAAGACGGACCUGAGCCAGAAGUGCAACGACACCACUGAAGUCCAAGGACGAGGAGAAAACGAAGUUGAUGAUGGCGACGAGAAAGUUCCAGAAUCCUCAAAAGGGGGUCAAAGUCAGCUCUCCAGAGACCUAAAGGAUGGUUGCAAGGAGAAAACAGCCUGUGAGGACAACAGGAUGACAGACAAGAGAGACAAUCGCGAGAGCAAAACAAGGGACGUGAUAUCCAAGCUCCAGGAGAAGAAGAAGGAGGACACCCGUAGGGAGGACUGCAGGAGAAGAGAUGACACCAAGACCAAGGACAUUAUCUCCAGGCUACGGGAGAAGAGCGAGAAGGAAGCAGGCAGGGAGCGGGUUCGGCGAUCCGACAGCUUCAGGACACAGGGACUGGUUUCCAGGAUGCUGGAGAAGCAGAACAAAUCACAGGAGAACCUGACUCCCGAGGAGAAGAAGCCUCAGGAUGAGGAUAAGGAAAAGAAGGCGGCUCGCAGAGUGCAACGGCAAGCCUCUGAGAAGGAGGAUGGAACGAGAAGAGGUGAAGAACUGCUCAACCACAGCGAUCACUUGAAGCAACAGAAAGCAGAAGAGCAGAAAGUUGACACCCGAGAAAAACUCACCAACUGCGUGGCCCCGACCUCCAAAACGAAGGAGGAAGAUGUCGCCGACGAAGACGCCAGCAUGUUCGAUGAGCUCCUGGAGCAGGUCCGAGGCGACGACCCGUCCUUGGUGGAGCUCAACGUAAACAACUCCGAGGUGAUCAAGACCAAGACGCUCAUCGAGCUGGCCGAGGCGCUGCGCUGCAACACCCAUGUCAGGAAGGUGGCGCUGGCCAACUGCCGUGCCGACGACCACGUGGCAUACGCCGUCGCUGGCACGCUGCACCACAACUCCAGCGUCACCAGCAUCAACUUGGACUCCAACCAUCUCACCGGCAAGGGCAUCCUGGCCCUCAUACAAGCGCUGCGCUACAACACCACCCUCACUGAGCUCCGCUUCCAGAACCAGCGGCACGUCUGCGGAGGCAAGACGGAGAUGGAGAUGAUCAAGGUGCUGAAAGAGAACACCACCCUGCUUAAACUGGGCUACCACUUCGAGCUGGCCGGGCCCAGGAUGACCACUACCAACAUCCUAAGUCGUAACAUGGACCGCCAGCGUCAGAGGCGUUUACAGGAGCAGAAGCAGGCCCAGGCCGGAAAUGGAACCGACAAGAAGGAUACUCUGGAAGUGCCCAAGCCGGGUGGCGGAGGCUCCCAUAGAAAUUCCACCACAUGGACCUCUCCAAAGGCGUCUCCAAAACCGUCCCCCAUGCCUUCGCCCAUGCCUUCACCUAAACUGAGCCCCAAGAAGGGAGACGGGGCUGGUCCACCACCGCCCCCGCCCCCACCCCCACCUGGGGGUGCGCCCCCACCUCCUCCGCCUCUCAUGCUGGAAGUGGACUCCUUGAGGAACUCUUUGACUCCGGUUUCGCGGAGGAGCCUGGAUGGGAAGAACCGAGGGGGCGCAAAGAACUCCAGGGAUCAGCUGCUCGCCUCCAUUAGGGGGAGCAACAUCGAACAACUCAAGAAGGUACCUGUACCCAAGUGGCUGCAGUGAUUUUCCUAGUGGCUGGAACGUAAGAAACACGGUCGAACGGAUAUCUCGCCGCAAGAAGACAAACCCUCCCUCGGGUCGAGGGUCCAUCUUGCGGUAAUGACAGUUUUGACGAUGAGGCCGCCUUUUUACCCUGAGUACUUCCCACGGAAUACUGGACCAAAGGACCCUUGUGAAGAACAGGGGCCACGAUGGUCUCUUGCCAGUUGUCCAUUUUGCAGUCAUGGAUUCAUAUCGCUCUUUGCUGGUCAUUUGCACUAAUAGGUACUAGAUGAAGUCCAUUAUACAACAUAUUGUCUCGCGUAUGAAUGCAAGUGCCUGAGAAAACAGUGAAAAUGGUGUACACGCGUAAUGAGGAAAAAAAAACAUUACAGUAUUACUGCGAUUUUCAUGUGUGGUGUUCUUGAAAUGGCCAACAAAACACAACGCAUAUAUCAACAGACAAUCAUAAGUCUCGACCCCGAAACUGGAUAUCCGUCGUCGUACAAAGACUGAACUUUUAGGGCAGCAUGAUUGAGAAAGAGAAGUAGUAGGAAAAGAAAUAGAAGAAGCCAGGCUAGCUGAUAAUUGAUCUCCAUUUUUUGUGUCAAAAUCCUGGAGUCCAUGUCCCAACUCUUUGUUGAAUACACACGUGUAAGGAUUUGACCUUGGUACAUAUUGAACAAGUUCAACAUUGGCGAUUGAUCGGGAAAUAAAAUUCCCUCUUAGCACAUCCCACACCAUAAAAUGAUUUCUCAGGAUAAUCUUUGAGAGGCAUCCAAUAAUCAGGCCUUUGCUGACUUUGAUCGGCAGAAAAGGAAAAUAUUCAAAUUCAGCCGAAUUGUCAUUAUGCGUGUACCCCGCUUUCAACAUUUAAAAUUGUCGACACUGAACUUUUUCUGAGCGGAUCAGGAAGUAAAAAUCCCUCUUGACACACUUCAUACCACAGUAUAACCCCCGAAGGUAAUCUUUUAGACACAUUCAAUAUUCUGGCCUGUGCUGACUUUGAUCGGAAUUGGGGAAAAGUGCUCAAAUUUGGACCAUUUGGUGGCGUGUGUGUCCCCCACUUUAGUCGUUUGAACCACUGUCAGUUAAUCUGUCCAAACUGGGAUGAAAACAACAGGGAAUACAUCGUCACGAUGGCCCAAUUAAAAAAACAAAAACAUAAUGUGGCUCCGGGAAAAAGAACACCAAGCACUGAGUGCCUCAUGUCAAAAAAAUCUCAGGCAAAGUUCAUUUGGAAAAGCGCCACAAAGGAGUUUUAAUUACGAGUUAUCAGGAAGUACAAAUUCAUAAGUGUUGUACAGAAUCAUUUUAGCUGGCGUAAUUGAUAAUCGUAUGUAAUGUCAAUGUAAUAUAGCUACAGUAUGUGCUAUGAGGUUGAUAUCAAGCUUCCUGUUGAUUGAUAACUUUUGAGUGAAGGUCUUUUCUUUGAUGACGUUAUGGCACUUCCUCUUUGUGUAACCUAGAUUUAUUUUUUUCCAUUUUGCGAUGACACACCUUUCUAACGGAGCCUGUAUGUCUUCAAUAAAACGCUUUACUAUGUUGC
Molecule: messenger RNA, 3959 nt
Organism: Hippocampus comes (tiger tail seahorse)
Lineage: Eukaryota; Metazoa; Chordata; Actinopteri; Syngnathiformes; Syngnathidae
Gene: lmod1b
Product: leiomodin 1b (smooth muscle)
Exons: 4
Coding region: 356-2434 (692 amino acids)
Biological process (GO): pointed-end actin filament capping; muscle contraction; actin filament organization
Cellular component (GO): myofibril; cytoskeleton; striated muscle thin filament
Molecular function (GO): actin binding; tropomyosin binding
Source: RefSeq, a predicted model, not a curated record